Coffea eugenioides is the source of this 983-nucleotide messenger RNA. RefSeq names its product protein BUD31 homolog 2-like. Bases 174 to 611 code for a protein of 145 amino acids. NCBI's taxonomy places the organism in Eukaryota, Viridiplantae, Streptophyta, Magnoliopsida, Gentianales, Rubiaceae. Gene Ontology annotation, cellular component: nucleus; spliceosomal complex. The record is from RefSeq and is a predicted model, not a curated record. The transcript has 4 exons. Gene Ontology annotation, biological process: mRNA splicing, via spliceosome.
UACAAACACACCCGCUUUCCAAGUCCAAUUCCACAUUACAACAAGGGUCAAAUUCCUACCCUUGCAAAACCCUCCCCUUUCCCUCCUGAGGUAAAGCUUUUAAAAUUCCUCCAUUAGCUUGAAUCCCAACUGAUUCUGAAGGCUCUACUCGAUUACCCUUCUUAUCCUUUCAAAUGCCAAAGGUGAAGACUAACCGUGUUCAGUACCCUGAAGGUUGGGAGUUGAUUGAGCCUACUCUUAAUGAAUUACAAGCCAAGAUGAGAGAAGCUGAGAAUGAUCCAAAUGAUAAUAAAAGAAAAUGUGAGGCACUGUGGCCCAUCUUCAAAAUAGCCCAUCAGAAGAGUCGCUACGUUUUUGACGUAUAUUACCGAAGGAAGGAAAUCUCCAAGGAAUUGUUUGAUUUUUGCUUGGACCAGGGGUAUGCAGAUCGGAAUUUAAUUGCUAAGUGGAAAAAGCCUGGGUAUGAACGUCUUUGCUGUCUACGAUGUAUGCAACCUCGAGAUCACAACUUUCAAACAACAUGUGUGUGCCGAGUACCUAAGCAUUUGCGAGAAGAGAAGGUUAUAGAGUGUGUCCAUUGUGGCUGUAAGGGUUGUGCCAGCGGAGAUUGAGUGGUUCUUUUGACUUAAUCUUGGCCUACAUGUCAAGAAUGGCUGUGGUUAGUUCUCUUAAAUUGGCACCUGCAGUAGAUGCUAUUAUUGUACUGUUUCAUUACUUGUUGUUCGGGCUUUUGGCAAGCCUGUAAACUAAAGAAGUUUAGAGACUGCAAUUCUGAGGCUUGGCUUCUCUGUUUGUAAACUGUUAUUGCCUUAGCUGUUUGGCAGCUGCAGAUAGUUGAUAAAUCAAUCAUGUACUUGUGCACAGUUCCAACAUCUCUGACUGCUAACUUGCUAAAUACACUUCUUGCACAAGAGAUACUUGCUCUAUAUUGCUGAUUUUUUCAGCUACUGUUAGAAAUGGUUGUUCAUGGUGAUGUUUGAAAA